CACGCCCCCUCCGGUUUACUCAAGUGCUCUUCACUAACCAACUCAAAUACGAAGAAAGUUGUGGCCACAAGUAGAGACUCUACAUGUUGAUAAGACACGUAGCAAAGACGUGCUGGGAACGUUUUGCUCUCUGUGUCUCGGCUCCAUUGGUUUAUGGAACGAGUCGUUCACAAACACACGGUUUGGCUGAAAGUAGAGCUGCCGUCUCGCUGUGGUUGUUCGUUCGGAUGUCGUGCACGUUGGUUGGUGCCUCUGGAGCUCGGGUCCCUCUAGAGGACGGACGAGCUGUGAUUCUGGGCCGGGGUCCGGAGACCGGGGUCGCCGACAAGAAAUGCUCCAGGCACCAGGUGAAGGCGGUGGCUUGCUAUGCAGACCAGGAUGUGGUUUUUACUCAGCUGGGUCCCAAUCCCAGUUUCCUGGACGGUGAGAAGCUGGGCCGGGGCCAGUCUGGUAAACUCGCCCAUGGAGGCACUCUCUACCUGGUUAACCAGAACCAUCCGUUUCAACUACACUACUCCCUGAGCUCAAAUGGUACAGCCUCCAGCUCUGCACAGAGAGGGCUGAAAGCCACUGAUAAGACUAAAGGAGGAAGGAACGGAAAAGUGAAAGAACAACAGUCGAGUCCGACACCUAAACGCAGCAUAAAGGAUUUCUUUUCUACUUCCCCCACAAAGUCAUCCAAAAGACGACUGAGCCCAGAGAGGGGGCACCCUGAGGUGAAGCGCCAAAGGGUAGAGGAGGAGGAGGCCUCGGAUGGUUGGAUGAAAGAAGAAGAGGAGGAGGAUGAGGAGGAGAGACUGGCAGAGGAAAAGCUCAAGCAGCUGCAGGAGUUGGCUGAGAAGUCCACGACAGAGAGGAGUAACAGCACCCAGCCUUCAUCUUCUUCAUCACCAUCAUCAUCAAAGGCCUGUGUAAAGAGCAGUUGGCAGCAGAUAGGCAACCUGAUGCUCUAUACUGCUGCUGGAGUCAGAGCGAGUGACAAGAUUGCUGGGUUUGACAUAGAUGGCUGCAUCAUCACCACCAAGUCAGGGAAAGUUUUUCCCACUGCACCAGAUGACUGGAAGAUUCUGUACCCAGAGAUUCAGCCCAGACUGGCCGCUUUACUCAAAAAAGGAUAUAAGGUGGUGUUCUUCACCAACCAGAUGGGGAUCGCUAGAGGCAAACUGAGACCAGAAAUCUUCAAGUCUAAAGUGGAGGACAUCCUCACCACGCUGCAGCUAUCUGUGCAGGUGUUUGUAGCAGCCGGUCCUGGUAUCUACAGGAAACCAGUUAUGGGAAUGUGGAAUCACUUGUGUGAGAAGGCUAAUGAUGGAGUCACUGUUGACAAGAGAAAGAGUUUUUAUGUAGGAGAUGCUGCAGGUAGACCAGAGAACUGGGCUCCAGGGAAGAAGAAGAAGGAUUUCUCCAGCAGUGACCGACUGUUUGCUCUGAACAUUGGCUUGCAGUUCCACACCCCUGAGGAGUACUUUUUGGGCUGGAAGAGCGCCCCCUAUAGCCUGCCUGAUUUUGACCCUAGGAAGCUUGACUCCACUGUCAGGCUGUACGACCCGCCAUCGGCCUCACUCACAUCCAGCCAGACAGAAGUCAUUGUUGCCGUGGGUUUCCCCGCAUCGGGAAAAUCCACUUUCUUCCAAACCCAUAUUGUUCCAAAAGGCUACGCAUAUGUCAACAGGGACACACUCGGUUCAUGGCAGAGCUGUGUGUCGGCGUGUGAGCGCGCUCUGAAGGAGGGCCGCAGUGUUGCCGUUGACAACACCAGCCCAGACCUUGAGUCUCGCAAACGAUACGUGGACGUGGCCAAAGCAGCAGGAGUGCCCUGUCGUUGUUUCCACUUUUCAGCCUCUCUGGAGCAAGCCAAACACAACAACAGGUUCCGUGAAAUGGCUCCAUCAGAUAGCAAACAUGUCAAGGUCAAUGAGAUGAUUUUCCACAGCUACAAGAAACACUUUGUGGCUCCCGCUCUCUCUGAGGGAUUUUCCGAGAUCCUCCAGAUCCACUUUGUCCCAAACUUCAAAGACAGCCAAUCAGAAACGCUGUUUAGACAGUUUUCUGAGGGCUGAUUGGACAGCUGGCUUUCUAACACCAGCAUGAUUUUUUUUUUCUUUUUACAUUUCAGCCAGGUGUAUGGGCUCGACGCUGACAUCUGUGCAGUCUCUGUACAUCCUGGCUUAUAAGAUUACUGUUUGGCUAAUUGACUCUAACUACAGACCAAGACCGGUGAUGUUAACUAGACAUAGAGCGCAGAAUCACAUCCUUCCAUUCAGUGUUAUACCCAUAUGAAUGUAC
Molecule: messenger RNA, 2286 nt
Organism: Seriola dumerili (greater amberjack)
Lineage: Eukaryota; Metazoa; Chordata; Actinopteri; Carangiformes; Carangidae
Gene: pnkp
Product: polynucleotide kinase 3'-phosphatase
Exons: 17
Coding region: 84-2060 (658 amino acids)
Biological process (GO): DNA repair
Cellular component (GO): nucleus
Molecular function (GO): ATP-dependent polydeoxyribonucleotide 5'-hydroxyl-kinase activity; double-stranded DNA binding; protein binding
Source: RefSeq, a predicted model, not a curated record